UGUGUGUGUGUGGUUGGUGGAGGUGGGGGUGAAGAAUGCUUGGUAUGUGCGGACGACUACAACAUGAAAGGCGGCGAGUGUUCAUCCCGAUUGAUUGUGUGCGUAAAAACCAAACCCCGACCCAUCCGUGCGUCUUUAUAAAUCAAACCCCGAUCCCUAACAGCCUUCAACCCUCUUUGUGACUCAAACAGAAGCAGCAUCGCGGGUUUUCAGGCUGUGGCCACGCAGUUUAUUUGAUGUGAACCUCCCUGCAGGGCGGAGAUGGUUUGGUCUGUAGUAGGUGGGACUGUGGAGCGGUCUGCAGCAGGACGUCGUAGAUCAAUGAACCGGACCGGAGGGUUGGUCCAUCGCUCGGUGUGCAUCUGACUGUAUAGAUGUGUCAGUAUACCUAUGCAGGACCCGAGGCUUUGAUACUGUAACCAACAGCCCUGUGCAGUAUGCGGAUGUGUUAAAGGCUCAGACUCUCACAGCUCGGAUCGCGUCUCUUUAAACUGGAUCAUCGCUGCGACUCAUCUGCAGGAGGAAACCACAGAUCUGUAACCUCCAGGAUGAUCUUUGCAAACACAGGCAACCCGCUGAAGACAGCCAGCCGUAAACAGUCGUACCCCAUGACUCCGUCCAGUCCCAGCAGCAGCAGCAACAGCAGCAGCACAGGCCUGGAGCAGCUCAGCAAAACCAACCUGUACAUCCGCGGCCUGCCUCCCGCUACUACAGACCUGGACCUGGUCAAGCUCUGUCACCAGUAUGGCAAGAUUCAAUCAGCAAAGGCAAUCCUGGACAAGACGACCAACAAGUGUAAAGGUUACGGCUUCGUGGACUUUGACAGCCCGGCAGCUGCUUUGAAGGCAGUGCAUGCUCUGAAAACCAGCGGCAUACAGGCCCAGAUGGCCAAGCAACAGGAGCAGGACCCUACAAACCUGUACAUCUCCAACCUGCCGCUCUCUGUGGACGAGAAGGAGCUGGAGAACAUGCUGCAGCCCUUCGGCCAGGUCGUCUCCACGCGGAUUCUCAGAGACUACAGCGGGAACAGCCGAGGAGUGGGCUUCGCCAGGAUGGACACAACGGAGCAGUGCAAUGCCGUCAUCUCUCACUUCAAUGGCAAGUUUAUCAAGAUAGCGUCUGGAACUCUGGCUCCGUCUCAGCCUCUGCUGUGUAAGUUUGCAGACAGUCAGAGGAAGAAACACGCUCACAGCGGCUACGUUCCCAACGGACAGACGGGAGACCUCAGACUAGGUGCGAUGACUCUGACCUAUGACCCCUCCUCAGCUGCUAUACAGAACGGGUACUACCCCUCUCCGUAUCCAGUGACCAACAGGAUCAUGACUGUGCAGCCGACCAUGUCUCCCUACAUGUCUCCAGUCUCUGCUUACCAGGUACAGAGUCAUUCUUGGGUGGCACAUCAACCGUACAUCAUGCAGCACCCGGCUGCUGUGAUGUCUCCCUCUGUGGAUCCCUCCAUGUCACUGCACCCCUCAGCCAUGAUUACUCAGCAGAUGGGUCAGCUGUCUCUUGGAAACAGUGGAGCGUAUAUCUCAGCUAACCCCGGAGUCCAGGGAGCUUACAUGCCUCAGUAUCCUGCCAUGCAAGCAGCAGCUGAAAACGGCACACCGCAGCAAGUGGACUCCUCCAACAACUCGUCUCCUUACAGUCAGCUCAGCAAGUAAUCACAGACUUUUUCCCGCUCUGUGAGCCAGAGGGCAGGUGGGAAGUCUCUGAUGACAUCACCUGGAUGACGUCACCGCCGUCUCUGAUUGGACCAGAUGAACUUUUUUUGCACAGCCCUGACGUUUGUGGUGGAAAAUGAGGACAGUGUAAACGGACUCGAGCAGUUGGCUAAUCACAGAAAACAAAAGAAACAGCAGAUUUAUUUUGAUAAGAAACCACACGCUUUUUCUUUUUCUCUCUUUUUUCAAGGAUUCCCAAACAAAUGCCCGAGGACCCCCCCCUACCUCUACCUUCACCUCCACACACACCCCACCCCCACCGCCCCAGUAUGAUGUGAUAUUAAAAUGCAUGAGAUUGAGGACACCCCCCCCUCCCCCACCCCUACAGUUUCUUUAGAGCUCCUUUAUUUGUGAUGUAUGAAAACCUUGCAAAACCUUGUUUGCACUGAAGUUUUAAAAUAGCUUCAAUUUGGUUUUUGAAGUUGCCCCACGACGGCUUAAAAAACGAUUCAUGUUUAACUCCACUCGACAGACGACACACGAGACCAUUUCAUUAGGAUUUAAUGAAUUUAUCAACGGAAAAAGGUGCCUUCCUUACGUCCCAUCAAACAUUCUCCAACAUGUGUUCAUUGAACUUGAUCAGGUGUCAUAUUUCUAUCUGAUUGAUCAAACGUGUGAAUGACAUGGUGAGACCUCCAUCACGUGUUUGGCUAUUUAAGUCUUCUGUUAGCAAUAAAGACAAUGAGAGUCCCACGGCAAUACUGAAAAAAAAAAGAAAGGUGACAAACUCAAAGCAAGGUAACUCCUUAACUUCACUCUUUCCUUUUUUUAAAACUUCCAAGUGUGACGUUGGAAAAAAAGAGCCGUACUUUUAUGAAAACAAGUUUUACACCUAAUGGACAUCUUUUAGGAGUUUUUUUUCUCUUGUGGUCGGUUUGACCAGUGAUCUACCUCAUGGUUCUGCUGCAGUCUGCUGGUGUUUGUUGUGGGGUUUGCAGGUAAAGCCCCUCUUCCUCACCUCAGUGGACGAAGCAGAACAAAAAGAAGCCACGCUCAGGAGCUGGCUGGAUAGGACUUCUGCCGUUUGUCUCCCACUCGCAGCGUUUCUCUUUCUGAUCUGCACAGAAACAUUGUACUCUGCUUUACCUUUAUUUGUCAUUGCUUCUGUUCUGGUGUUUCUUUUCCUCCACAUGAUGAGUGUUGUUCAGUUGUUAGGCUCCAUUUAGAGGUUCAGAUUUUUAGCUUCUCCUUGAAAUAGUUGGUUGAUGAUGUGUUUGAAGCAGGUGAAUGCAGGCUACAUGUGUUUAUCCGGUGCAUUCUUCUGGACAGAUGGGAGAUGACUCAACACUUUUCCUUUUCCCCUCAGACUGAAAGUCACUGUCGGGUUACUUCUGUAAGCUCUCCAAACAUCAUGCAAGGGUUUGGUUGUACGGUGGCUUCACGUUGGGAUGAAACAAACUACGUCUUCAAUCUAAAGUCAUGCAAUAUUAAUGCAACAAUCACGAAUGGAGUACUUCACACUCUGUAGUAUUUCAUAAGAGAUGGAUGGAAGUAGAAGUCGUAUGACUGACGGCGUGUAGUUCAAAGGUCGGCUUUUCAGAAUAAGGUUUGUAAAUUAUAAAACUUCAGGGCCAAAAGUGGAAGAAAAAAAAGUGAGUUUUAUUGUUUGAUUUUCAAUUUUGUCAUUAAUUUGAUGAUUUCAUAUGUAAAGACAGAAAAAGGUCAGCGCUGUACGGUUAGGGUUUACUCCCGAUCAAUAGUACUGUGGCAGUAAACGCUCAUGAGGGGAAGAAGACGAGCUGUACCUCCUGCUCGUACGUCCCACUCGGAACGUUUUCUGCUUGAAAAACCUGUAAAAUAACAAAAAAAAAGCAAAAAUCUUGUACAUGUUCUCCUCAUUGCUCUCCCUUCACCUUCAACUUGAUUCUGAAACAAUCUUCUCCUCGCUCUCUCCUUUGAAAACAUUGGAAUUAAAACAGUGAUGAAUAAAAGGCUCUUCUCUUUCUCA
Messenger RNA from Notolabrus celidotus (New Zealand spotty), 3672 nucleotides. RefSeq names its product RNA binding motif, single stranded interacting protein 1a (gene rbms1a). The transcript has 14 exons. NCBI's taxonomy places the organism in Eukaryota, Metazoa, Chordata, Actinopteri, Labriformes, Labridae. The record is from RefSeq and is a predicted model, not a curated record. Gene Ontology annotation, molecular function: mRNA binding. Gene Ontology annotation, cellular component: ribonucleoprotein complex; cytosol. Bases 549 to 1664 code for a protein of 371 amino acids.